Messenger RNA from Astrephomene gubernaculifera, 824 nucleotides. Lineage: Eukaryota; Viridiplantae; Chlorophyta; Chlorophyceae; Chlamydomonadales; Astrephomenaceae. The record is from the annotation of a GenBank genome assembly.
CCGCUUGCUAUGCCGUACGCGUGAGUGUCAUUGCACUCUGUUCAGCUUUAUCUGUGCAGAAUUUCUUCCACACUAUAUAGAGUACUUCCUCUGCCCGUCAGCGGCUUUCAACGUCGACACAGGGUUGUCGGAGCUUCGGCAGCCGUUUAGAGUAGACUGAAGCUCUAGGAAACAGCCAUGGCUUCCCUGCUGAAGCAGCUUGCGGCGCCCAUCUACAACCGUAUGGGUGUAGCCUACCGGGCUGCUGUGGGCCAGAAGCUUUCCAAGUAUGGCCUUCGCUUCGAUGACCUCCAGGACCCUCUGAAGGAUGAGGAUGUUAUGGAGGCCCUGAGGCGGCUGCCCCCCGACGUGGUUGUUGCCCGGAACUGCCGCCUGCGGCGUGCUCUGGACCUCUCGGGCAAGCACGAGAGCCUGCCUCAGGAGCUGCUCGAAAAGCAGACGCCGGAGCUCUCCUACCUGACGGAUGUCCUGGAGGAGGUGCGCGCCGAGCGCCGCGAGCGUGCUCAGCUGGGAGCCCCGGCGCCAUACACCCGCGAGUACUACCUGUCGCACUAAGUGCCGCGGUCACAGCUUAUCGUGUAUUAGUUUAGGUGGUGUCGAUACGCGAAGAUUUCUUUUCGCGGCUCUGCUGUUGUAUGGACGGGUUCUCAACGCUACUUUGUUCCUAUUAGGAGGACGUGUAGGUGUUCGGUGCCGUGUGCUCUGCACAUGCAUGGUGAAGUCCAUGACGGUGAUGAGAGCUUGUCUACACGGCUGCAUACCUUUGUACGCUGCAGUUUUCCUUAACGCUAUGGCAUGUAACAUCUGUGGAGAUGUGGUGAAGA